Chelmon rostratus (copperband butterflyfish) is the source of this 5082-nucleotide messenger RNA. RefSeq lists its product as uncharacterized. The record is from RefSeq and is a predicted model, not a curated record. NCBI's taxonomy places the organism in Eukaryota, Metazoa, Chordata, Actinopteri, Chaetodontiformes, Chaetodontidae. Bases 215 to 1786 code for a protein of 523 amino acids. The transcript has 8 exons.
UCAGGCAGGCCAGCCGGCGAGGAAACACAGGUAUCAUGACCCCACUGGAGGACAACCUCACUGUAUCCUCCAGCAACAUACGUCCUUUCCACAACUGAUCUUCAAAGUAUUAAUCUCUUGAAAAACAUGAUGAGGAAUCUCUGAGGAAGCUUUUUUCUUUUUUCAUCCUCACCACUUUGGACUUUUCCUCAGCCUCAGGGAUUGUUACAGCAACAUGAGUGUGAAGGGGAAAAAGGCUGGGCUGGUAAUCAGCUGGCAGAGGUCAUUCUCCAUCCUGGCUCCUUGGAGGAAAGGUAAAGGAAGCAGAGAUCCAGUGCUGGAUGGUGAGGUUGUCCUGACGAAAAUGAAGCUCUUCAGCAACUUCAACGACAGGCUCCUGAUAGCUGACGACUCUGCGUCCACCAUCUCCGCAGCGUCAGUUUUCGAGCAGGACAUCACAGAGCCCUCCAAAACCCCCAAGCUGAAUUCCCGCUUUGACGAGAAGCAUCCAAUGGAAGCUGGCACGGACUACCUGCCUAACAUUUUCACAGAUUCUCAGCUGCCGAGGUUGUACAAGUUUGAGUCGGAGGACUCCGGAGUGGAGCUGCCCAGUGGAGCUAACUCCCCGUCCAGCCCGACAGGCUCUGAGCAGAGCUUUGUGGUCCACAGUCGAGAGUCCUCCUGCGAUUCAUGCAACUCCAACUCCGACCCUACAGCUCUCACUGAUGAACUAGUCACAUAUGCACAGAGCUCUGAGAUUAAACAGGAAGAGGACUCGGUGGAUAAUAAUCUGAGUACGGCAGCGGAGACUCUGGAUGAUGUGUUCAUACACUCACAGGAACUCAGUUCUUCAGGUGUGACAGUAGAACUGCACAUAGGAGAGGAGGUGGACAGGGACCAGCGUGGCGCUUCAGGAAUCAGCCCUGAAGGAGAUGAGAUGUCUGGACAGGUCACGGAGAACAGCACUGGAACUGAAAGGACAUGCUUAGAGCGUAUGGGGCAAUUUGGGAAUCAAUCCUCAGCAGGAGCCUGUGAUGACAUGACAGGCAGUGACUUUGAGCCCGAGCCUGUAUGGAGGAGUACCACCAGUGACAGCCUGGAGGAGUACAUGGAUGAAUGCUGCAGACUUAGUGUGGCACAGCAGCUGAGUUCCAGCCCUUUGGGUUCAGGCCUGGGUUACCUGGAGCACAUCUGCCAACUCAUUGAAAAGAUUGGCCAGCUGCAGGAGACCAACCUGCGGCUUCAGAGGCAGAUAUGCAGCCUCCAGAAGGACAGCAGGGUGACAAAGACCAAAGAGGACUUUUUCCUGCAGCACUGCAGCUGUGGUGCAAGCAGCCUGGCCUUCCAGGAUGUUCAGAAGAGACACUCCAGGAGUGAGUUUUUGUCACCCAGUGGAACCCUCUCUGACCUGUCCACCAUCCCGGAGGUAACCCGGCGGGCACUCUCAUCAACCAGGAGAAACAUGAGCAGUGAGGGUUUGACACAGGUCCCACUGAGAAGGAGAGAACUGAACCGAAGGAGUUACACGGAGGGGGAGGUCCACUUCCUCGGGGACAGCAACGAAGGGCUCGCCACCCCCCAGCGCAGGAUGAGUGAAAACUACACAUGGGGCCGAGUCAAAGACCUGGUGAGGAAAACUAAGUUGAGGAACCAGAGCAGGCUGGGACUGACUUCCACCUCACUGAAGAUGUCCUGCCCACAGCUCUACAUGCCUGAUCUGGGACCAGUAGAACAGACUUCCAGAAACAGGAACUCCAUGAUUGCCCUGGGCCACCAGAGCACAUUGGACUUCACCUGGCAACAAUAAAUCUGAUGCAAACGGUUUCACGGGAGGAAUAGAUGGACAUCAUGAAGUUACACACAGACGAUCCCAGACUGGAAAAAGAAACGGUGAAGAGGAAAAACGAGGUAACCUAAGAAGAAAGAAGAAACUGAGGGGAUUAAAGGAGAGGACUUUUGUAUGAGGGAUGCUGAUGCUGCAUGUAAGGGAGACUGAGAGUGUUUAUGUGAGACGAAUUCAAUGUAUAUUGUAGUGUACAUGAAAAAUAUAAGCACUGUCCUCAUGAAAUUAGAAAGACGAGGCUAUUAUAUGUCUAAAAUGAUCUACACUGUGACAUAAUUUAACUGCAUUAUACAUCUCUGUUGAUACUAUUUACACUAGUGUAGGUUUCCAUGAGUACGCUGCAAAAACCAUAACAAUCCAACUGAUGUGAAGCAACUGACAUACACAUAUUUCAUACCUUUUAAUUUUCUAUGAUGUCAGACUGCUUUGUACAGUGUGUGUGUGUGUGAGUGUGUGUGUGUGAUAUUGCAUAACUGGAGUUAAAGCAGAGAUAAUGUGUAUGAAGAGUGUUGGAUAUAAACCCUACAGAGGUCCAGUGUGUGUGGAUCAUACAUUAUGUUAGCUGAUGAGCUGAAGAUAACAUGUCAGAGAGGCUCUUCCAUCAAACAGACAUUUACUUUCCUAAUUUCCAGCCCAUGAACUCUGAUGAGAGGGGGUUGCAGAGAAACAUCGCUCUCUUGUUAUACAUACACUAUAUAAGUGCUAUGUUUAAAUAACGUGCAGAGCUUGUGUUUGACACGUUAAGUGCUGUGAUUUAUCUUCUGUGCCAGUGUUACCUCACUGAAAUUCCAGACAAGAUGCAGGAGUCAUGAGUUAUACAACCCAAAUUCAAAAAAAAAGUGAUGCUGUGUUAUAAUAUGAGUCAUUUGGUAAUUCUUUUUGACAUAUACUCAGUAGAAAGACAGUAUAUUUCAUAUUUGACCAUUGAUUUUUGCAAAUAUAUGCUCAUUUGAUGAAAGCAAAUGCAUAUAAAGCUUUUCACACAAAAGCUGGAUCAUUUAAUUCAAUGCCAGAAUUGAGGCUGGUUAACUUUCUGAGACUGUUAAUCUAACAAUAAUAUCUGUAUUUCAGUCUGUAUUUUUGCAGUCGGUAUUUCUUUGCUGCAAUCAGCCAACGUGCAGACACCACAGACAUUAGCUAUGGAUAGCUAGCAAUGUACACAUCGAUUGUUCUCAAAACUUGAACUGAAUGAAAUGAACUCUGGUUCUUUCUGUUAUUUUCCUCCACACUGCUCUACUCACUUUGCUUGAUGGUCACAGGUUAAGUCAGAAACAUAUCAGAUAAGAUCAAAGUUGAAACAUUCAGAAUCGCAACAAGCAGCCACAGGGUAAAUUUGCAACCACUGACGUCCACUUAUGUGCUUGCACUAGCUUAAUAUGUACAUGUAGUUGGCGAUGGAGAAGGUAUUUGCUGUUUUUCAGGGCUUGGCGACAUUUCUUUGCACUUCUUGAUGAACAGUGAGGCAAAGUCAACGUAGACACAAAAAGAAUAUUGCAAAGUGGUUGUUUCUGCUCUUUGUUGUGUUGUCUUUUAAGGGACAUGUGUGUCAUAACUCCCAGCAACUUGUUUUAGAGAAAAAAACACAUUUUUGACAGAUUGCAAGAUCACUGCUGGGGAAAUCCAAGGAAAAAAUGACAAAACCAUGAUCAUAGUGAGCGCUGUGGAUAGGGACCAAAAGAUAAUAAUAAAAUGAACAAUAAUGACCUUUUCUCUCCAGUAACCAGAGAAAAAAACUUCAUAAUGGAAAACUUAGUUCAGACAAGGCCACACAGCAACAAAUAAGUAACACCACAACAUCACUAUCAUAGGUAUUAAUACCUCAACAAUAUUGUUGGGGUCUCAUACCAAGGGAUUCUGAAUUAUGCUAUAUUGUACUCUAUAAAAACAACGUCUUUACUGUUUUCCGAUCAGUCAGUAAAAGAAGGGAUGUAUGUUGAACUGUUGUGUAAAUUGUUAGAGAUGUUUAUCUAGAGGAUGCCAGACAACUGUAUAUGUGUUGUAUGUUGCAGUACGCAGUUUUCAAAAUUAUUUUUAAAAAUAAAGUUCAAUGAACAGAAGAUAUUUACGUAUGUAUGUGUGAUAUACUGUAAUUAGCUCCUGUGCCAUGUGGAGUAAUAAUACAGUGAAGAAAAAAAGAUGAAAUGACUGAAAUUCAUUGUGAAAUUAUUAUAGGAUGCUUUUUUCACCUGUUCAUGUAUGGAGCUUUCACCUUUCUUUAAAGUUUGGCACAUAUUUAAAACAUCCGAAAACACUAGAUACAAAGAUUAAAGCUAAAGCCAACCACACAAGGGGUCAAAGGUUAAGUUCAUAUUGGCCAUGCAAUUACCCUGUGUUCAUCUUAAUAACACAUAAUAAUACAUUCAUUCAUUCAUAUUUUCACCUUGAAUUGAAUACUGUAGCCAUGUUGUUGCCAAGGACUGAUAUCAUAUUUAAUGUUAGUGCCACUCUAUUGCAUUUCCAGGGCCUUGCAAUUGUGCAUGUUAGUCCAUCUUUACUGUGUAGCUUACUGACACACCUGCAUGGAACCAAGCCAUUACUGGUUAUACCUUUGCUUUUCCUGCUAAUUCAAACAAGAGUUUUCUUAAAGUUUAUGUUUGUGUCAGUUUCCAUGACUCAGUUAUAACAGUUAAGAGAGCCCCAUGCAUGCAAAGUGUUACAUAAAUGCUGAUAUUGCAGUUAAACUGCAGUGUACAAAUAAAGUAAUGAUAAGUCUUGACUGGCCUCUGUUGGUCACAGUGAGUAACUACAACGAAAAAAUGGGCAUUUCAUUGACCUCCUUGAGGACACCUUACCUUAUUGGAGCAGCGGGCAGUGCAGCAGCUGUGGACCAACUGAGGCCAGUGCUUUGCUCAAGGGCAAUGGAAAUUAUGAAACCUACUGAAGUGAUUUGAUCUUGACUCAUGCAUCAUGCCAUAUAUGUUCAAAGUAGUGCUGUAGUUAAUCACUGUGACCACUGGAGGGAACAAUUGCUGUCCAUAUCACUGAAUCCAGAAAUAACUAUCAUUCGCAGUCAGUAUAUAUCAGUAUAUAGUAUAUAUAGGUCACAAGGUGCCUAUAUAUACUAUAGUUAUAUCUGAUUUAUGUGUUUAUUAUCAUCCUAAAAAAAUGAGCUGUAGAGGCCGAGAUAUCCAGACUUCUAGUGUGUUUCGGUCAAGGUCAAAAAACAGAACCUACAUUUCCCAUAAUGCUACUUGGUAUUAUGCAUCAGCAUCUUUUGUUAGCCCCUCUUUACCUGGUAAACACCUAUGUGUUUUCAAACU